Messenger RNA from Synchiropus splendidus (mandarinfish), 3190 nucleotides. RefSeq names its product zinc finger, AN1-type domain 4 (gene zfand4). The coding region runs from base 322 to 2448 and encodes 708 amino acids. The transcript is spliced from 10 exons. The record is from RefSeq and is a predicted model, not a curated record. Gene Ontology annotation, molecular function: protein binding; zinc ion binding. NCBI's taxonomy places the organism in Eukaryota, Metazoa, Chordata, Actinopteri, Syngnathiformes, Callionymidae.
CACAAAGGUGUCGCUGAGCCGCCUCUGACAGGUACCAUGUCGCCAACAAGAGGUCCGUGGCGUCCCGUAGCACGUCUAGAACCCGUUUUUUCUGUGUCUAGACUCUGAGGAGUUGACGGGGGAAAUGCUCCUGGGUUUCGCCAUCGACCUUCUCCAGGACGGCUGCAGCGAACGGGACUGGACCGGACCUCAUAGCAGCCUGCUAGCUGGCAGUUGUGAAAGUGUGAUGUCACGGCAUGAAGACUGACAGUUAAGCAGAGUCCUUCGCCCCUUCCGCUGAGAUAAGACAGUUUUCCCGAUAUUCUUCAAGACUAUGUCAAGAUGACUGACCGAAAGGAGCCACCCUUCUAUAAUGACGACAGAUUGGGAGCUUUUCACUACAAGCUUCCUGUCUACGACACAAUGGAGCUCUUCAUAGAGACUUUGACAGGGACCUGCUUCGAGUUGCGUGUUUUACCUUACGAAGCGGUCGUUUCAGUCAAGGCAAAGAUACAAAGGCUUGAAGGAAUCCCUGUCGCCCAGCAACACCUUAUAUGGAACAAUCUGGAGCUUGAUGAUGAGCACUCGCUACAUGAUUAUGGCAUUGCAGAGGGCUGCACUUUGAAACUGGUGCUGGCGAUGAGAGGCGGUCCAAUUAACACCAGAAGAGUAACCAUGGAGGAUCCCAUCAAAGAUGUUGCCGACAUGAUGGACAGCACAAAAGAAGAGAAUUGGGAGAAAAACCUGAACAACAAGCAGGUCACCUUUGUGGUCUAUCGGGAGGGUGAGAAGUAUAACUUCUUCCGUGUGGUGGACCGGGGCGACGGUACCUUGACUCCGCUCUCUGAAUCAGUGAGUGGCGGGUCGGUGUACAACAUGUACACAGAGGAAGAGGAGGGAGAGAGUUCUGCAGCUGCACAGCAGAGCCUGGAAAACCUCAUCACCAUGAACAAAAUGAAGCAGCUCAAAGCUAAAAUGGAGGACAUGAACCUUAAUAAAAAGCCCAAGAAGUCGAUUAAGGUGAAGCCAAGGCCUCUCGUCAGUCCCCAUUCCUGCAGUAGCUCUGGACCUCCUGGCACUCGACACCAUCGUCGCCUCUUUCAUUCACUCCCCCACAAUAACCAGCCUUGGCAAGCAAACGCACAUCUACCUCCAAUUGCAGACCAUGAGCCUGCAGACUCUGCCCUUCCACCUGCUCCAGUAACGUCCUCCCACCGUCCGUUAUCAAGACCAGCCCCUAAUUUGUUUCCCUCGUCGUCCUGCUAUAUGUUGCAGGAGAAGGAUCAGUGGGAGACAUGCCCUUCUUUUUCGAAAAUCCGGCCUCCUCCUAAAGUUUCUCGGUUAGACAUCGGCAGCACCAGACUCAUGAGAGACUGCGUUUAUCCCCAGUUACCACCCUUGUGCACAAGGAGACCUCCUGAAGGAUUUGAUCCUCCUAAACCCGUUGGGGAGACAUUUGGACUGAGUUUGUUGGAAGAAUCUGCUGGAUUUGUGGCACCAACACAGCCAGUAACUCCAUUUGGGGAACUGCCUGAUCCUCUUAGUCUGGAUUUAUCCAGUCAGCCUGAGGAAGGUUUCCAGCCCUUCGAACUGGGCACUCACUCCCCUUCCCCUCUCAGUACCUGGACACUUGGACCCAGUGAAACUUUUACCAGCAGAGCAGAUAGAACUCAGCUGGGCACAUCUUUUUAUAUCAGCCCUCCCUCCCCCUCUGCUGCCCCGAGGUCCACACCAACUCCCACCGCACUGUUACCUCAGUGUUUUGACACCUCCUCGCUCCAGACCCCUGCUGUUGAAGCUAACUCCUGUGCCCUAGUCAGACCUGGCAACACGUCCCCGCUUCCCUCCGCGAUAUCUCAUCCGCCGCGCCUCCGCGGAGUCAGAGUGGAAUCACCUGGCCAGAGGCCAGAGCUCAUUUCCAAGAGGGAAGCAAGAGGCAUCACUAAGAUGGCCAACCAAGCUUGUAAGGAGCCGCUGGGGUCCUUGAACAACUCCGAGCUCAUGGCUUCACUUGCCGCCGGGGCUGUGGAUGGAAGAAGCAGCAGGGCAAGAGAUGGGGAGAGCUCUGAACUUUCACAAACUUUACAUCCUGCUGCUGCCGUAGGACAAAGCAUUUCUGGCUCCAGACUUUCAUCCGUCUCAUCCCACCAGAUUGCAGCCCCUUACAUGAACAAUCUUGCACCAGGUGGUGGCGUUGCUUUGUUUGGAAGGAUGGGACCUGCGAAAUACCACCUACCUUCAGUCAAGAAUCUUUCAGGCACCAAGAAGAAAAGCUCCAAACACUGCUUCCUUUGUGACAAGAAGACUGGCCUGGCCACCAGUUAUGAGUGCAGGUGUGGUCACAACUUCUGCGCCACUCACCGCUAUGCUGAGACACAUGACUGCACUUUCGACUACAAGAGUGCCGGAAGAAGGUUUCUGCUGGAGACAAACCCUCUUAUCAGUGCACCCAAGCUGCCUAAAAUCUAGACUCUACGACUGUGAGUCGCUGAGGUGAAAAUGAGGACGGAUUUAUCUCACCACUGUGUGCUUUUUUUUGUUCUAUCUGCCAAGUUUGCUGAAUAUUCUGUGAAGCCAAGUAUGAUCAGACUGAUCAAACCAUCUUGGCUCGGCGACGUGAAGCUGUUUCCGUUUCCCGUUUGCUUUUGUAUAAAUGCAAAAUAACUGCAUGUAAGUAUGUAGAUUCUCUGCUGCACGCCGCUACAUAUCGACUUUUGUGUUUUCAGCCUUAAAAAAAAUAGCAGGCCGUUUCAUUUGACAAGAGAACAGAUGCACUUUAGAAAUGUCAUAUUUAUUAUUUUUGACUUCCCUGGACACCGGAUUAUGGAUCUACACGUGAAGAUUUUCUAACCAAUUAUGUGAAGCAUUUAAUCUUUCGUACCGCUGGACAUCAUCACCGGCCACCAGGAGCCAACUUGUUAACCCGUUUAUCGUUAAAUAAUUAAUAUUUAUUAUUCAAAAACGGAAUUAUUUAAACUGGGUUUGGUUGUUGGAUAGCAGGUAUGCAGCUUGUGUUUGUGGGCGUGUUGGUUGUUGUUCCUAGGCCUGUUUGUGUUGACGUGGAGGGUUGAUUGUGACGUCCAUGAUGUGUCUGUUAUUGCCAUAAAAACUUUUCUAAACCUUUUUUUAAUUGUUGAGCUGUUACGAGGAAUUCACAUGCUGUUGAUGUGUCUACAAGGGUUUGUUCUAAUAAAGAUUCUUUCUAAAUUCA